AUGACGACCGUCAACGCUUCAAUGAACGACACGACGAUGUCAACGUCAACGUCAACAGAAAUAGGUAAUGUGAGACUGAUGACUCAAACAGAAGCCGAUGAGAACACGACCGCUUUGGCCAGACGCAAACGACAAGCACCCGAAGUCACCACGGUAGCCAUAGAGAAGGUUGUCACGGAGCCUGCUGCCAUAGAAACGGCCAUCACCGAAUCCGUUUCUAUGGAGACGGUUGCUACGGAGCCUGCUGCCAUGGAGACGGUCGUUACGGAAUCGAUUAAUAUGGUGACCGCAGCUACGGACCUUGCUGCCCUGAACACAGUCACUGCGACUUCCGUUGGCAUGGAAACAGUUACCAUGGAUUCUACUAACAUAGAAACGCGCGCGCUACAGUCUACUAGCAUGGAAACGGUCGCGACGGGACCUGUUGCCACCGAGACGGGUGUUACGGAUCACGCUGUCAUGGAAACGGUUUUCAUGGAGCCUGUCGCUAUGGAGACGGUUGCUACGAACCACGCUGUCGUAGAGACAGGUGUCACAGACGCAUUUGCAAUCCCUGCAGCCGACUAUACUACAGUUGCGGGUGUUUCCACGGAUGCGCUUGCCAUCAUAGCAGCUAGAGUACGUCACCAGCCGACAAGGUCACGGCAGAGGUCGUAG
Priapulus caudatus is the source of this 657-nucleotide messenger RNA. Its product is annotated as P-selectin glycoprotein ligand 1-like. Lineage: Eukaryota; Metazoa; Priapulida; Priapulimorpha; Priapulimorphida; Priapulidae. The transcript is spliced from 3 exons. The coding region runs from base 1 to 657 and encodes 218 amino acids. The record is from RefSeq and is a predicted model, not a curated record.